GUAAGACCAAACAUCAGCUGUUGGCAAAACAUUAAUGACGUUAUUUACAGCUUAAAUUUUGCUAAUAUUUUAAUUGUAUUUUUUUUGUAAAUAUAUUGUAUUCUCGUAUCUUGUAAUUCGUAAAGCGAAGAUGAAUCGCUUUGAAUAUGUAGAAGCACGAUUGCAUGAUGAUGAAACCUUUGUGAGUCGUGACAGGAAUGUUAAAAUUUAUGAUGGGGAUCACAAAACGGAAUAUGAAGAAGGGGAGGUUGUUCUCACUACCCAUCGUCUAUUUUGGGGCCGUCCAGGUGAAAUUGCUCGUGCUGCCACAACACUUUGCCUUUCCCUACGACAUGUGAUAUCGCUUAGUGAAGAAACAGCCAGUUCAUACUUUUUUGGACGCAAGACCCGUUAUAUAUUAUAUUUGCGGGAGCCCCCGCCAGAUAAAGCACCUGGCCCAAUAGAUCACAGUCCUCAUAGUCAUAUCAAACUAUCGGGAAAAAAUGGAUUGACACAAGAAUUCGGAAGUGCUUUACGUCAAACAAUCGAAGCUAGAAUAUGGGAAGUGUUAGUAAUACCGAAACCAUUUUCAGUGGCAAGUAAUUCACAAAAUUCAAUUGGUGGUGACAAUCCAGCACAAUUACGUUUGAAAAUGCGUACUGGCAUUGGUGGUAUUGAGCGUUCCAUUGAAGCUAAAGCGAAAGAAACAGAUGACAAUAUAGCUUUGGCUUUUCAGGAUCUUAAUGUACUAAUGGCAAUGGCAAAAGAUAUGGUAGCCAUAUCAAAGGUGAUAAGUACAAAAAUACGCGAACAAAAAGGAGAAAUAUCUGACGAUGAAACAGUGCGUUUUAAAUCUUAUCUGUUGAGCUUGGGUAUUGAAGACCCAGUGACGCGAGAGAAUUUCAGUAGCAAUUCGGAUUAUUUUCGUAGCUUGGCGCAACAAAUAUGUGAACUGCUUUUGGAUCCUAUCGAGGAACAAGGUGGCAUGAUGUCGCUGGCCGAUGUGUAUUGUCGUGUAAAUCGUGCACGAGGCCUUGAACUACUUUCUGCGGAGGAUUUGCUACACGCCUGUCAACAACUGAAUGGUCCGAUAAAGCUAAGAAAAUUUCCCAGUGGGGCAAUGGUAUUGCAAUUAGAAUCGCAAGAUGAUGAACUAGUAGCAGCUGAUACAUUGGAAAAGGUGAAAAUGUCAAAAUCAUUAGCUGUCGAGGAACUGGCUAAAGAACUAGGUAUUUCAUUGUUGUUAGCAAAAGAGCGUCUACUUGCUGCUGAACGCUUAGGUAAAUUGUGCCGCGACGAAUCAAUAGAAGGCUUACGCUUCUAUCCGAAUUUGCUAUUAUACCGAGAUAGUUAAAAGACGAUUCCUUUUGUAGAAUAAAGUAGAAAAGUGUGUAUUGAAUAAUUAAUUUGUGCGUAAAAACAUAAAAGUAAAUAAACUUGCAAAGCUUUCAUAUA
Messenger RNA from Bactrocera neohumeralis, 1434 nucleotides. RefSeq names its product vacuolar protein-sorting-associated protein 36 (gene Vps36). Gene Ontology annotation, biological process: protein transport to vacuole involved in ubiquitin-dependent protein catabolic process via the multivesicular body sorting pathway. Gene Ontology annotation, molecular function: phosphatidylinositol-3-phosphate binding; ubiquitin binding. The transcript has 3 exons. Gene Ontology annotation, cellular component: ESCRT II complex; late endosome membrane. NCBI's taxonomy places the organism in Eukaryota, Metazoa, Arthropoda, Insecta, Diptera, Tephritidae. The record is from RefSeq and is a predicted model, not a curated record. The coding region runs from base 131 to 1333 and encodes 400 amino acids.